Rhopalosiphum maidis (corn leaf aphid) is the source of this 1546-nucleotide messenger RNA. Its product is annotated as activating signal cointegrator 1 complex subunit 2 homolog. NCBI's taxonomy places the organism in Eukaryota, Metazoa, Arthropoda, Insecta, Hemiptera, Aphididae. The record is from RefSeq and is a predicted model, not a curated record.
AUGGAUACAAAACGAUUGUUGGCUUUAUUCUGGUUAUCAGCACUAGCGUGCGGCCGAAGAUUAAACGACGAGUACAAUAAACAAAACAGUACAAACAGAAAUUUGCAUACAAAAUCAAUUGACUCUCAAGAGGAUCCCAGCUCUCGAAGUUAUGGACUUCAAGAGCCAGAAAUAGAUUCUCCAGAUGAAUUUAUAUCUGAGGUACCUGACACAUGGAUGCCUACAGAUUCGUCAAAACCAAUGGCUAAACAAAUUCAUGAUCCUGACAUUGUUGAUUACGGAGAACCAGAAAACCCAGAACAGCUAAAUGAACCGGAUGAAAUGGAUUCAUUAGAAAGACUUAAUGAACCCGAAAAAAAUAUUGAUUCUAAAGAUGAUACUAAAGAUUACGAGCAAGUAAAAAAAGUAAAAGAGGUGUCGUCAAUUAUCUCGUUGAAACCAAAAGAACGUAAUAAAUCAUUAGAUCCAAUAAGUGAUCAACAAGGUCGUCCUCCUAUGAGAAUCAUACGUCCCAUGAGGGAUUUAAGUAUAAUUGUCAGAAAUCCGCAUCAUCCUAUAUUAAUAGCCCGUCAAGUACCUGUUCAUUGGAUACCUCGGAACCAUCGCCACCCACAUAAACCACUAUAUCCACAUAAGCCACUGCUUCCACAUAAGCCACCGCAUCCACACAAGCCACCACAUCCACACAAGCCACUGUAUCCACAUAAACCUCACAAACCUUCGAUGCCAAAACACAAACCAUGUAAGCCAUGUGAUCCCAAAGUUCACAAAAAACACAAACCAAAAAAACCAAAAAAAAAACAUAAAAAAGAGCACUGUCACCACCCCACUCCGAAGAAACCUCAUCAUAAACGAUUAUUAUAUUAUGCCCCUGUGCCUACCGCCAUGAGCUAUUAUUACGGGCCACACAUUCCGGUUAAAUUGAUUAAGCCAAAUAGUAAUUAUGAGGUGUCAGAUAGUGUAGAACAUGAUGAUGAGAUCGGAACCAAAAAACCGUUUCACCAAGAAAUUGAAGAAGAUGUAGAAGAACAUAGGUUAGCAGAAAUGAGUGAACCUUUUGAUGAAGAGGUCCUCGAUGAAAGUAAAAUAAAAUCAUUUGAGAAACUUUAAAGAGUAAAAUGUUAUAACUUUUUAUAUACGAAAAAAAUUAAUCAAAUUUGCAAUCAAAGUUUAAGCCAGAGUUAUUGAAGUACGUAUAUAUAUUAUCUAUGAUAUUUUGGUAGACAAAAAUCUUAUUUAAUAAUCGGCAAUAAAUGAACUUCAAACAUACUUUAUUUACAUACAUAUUAUAGGCAGGAUAAAUAUAUUCAGUGUAAUUUCAAAACGGAUCUUAAAAGGAUUUGAACAUUUUCCUAUUAUAGUUUGUAAAUUAUUUUUUUUAUGAAUCAUAUCUGCGGUUUGUGCAGACUCAAAUACUUUUUAUCCCGUCAAAAAUAUAAAGCUUGUUUGCUGCCGACACUUGAUAUUUAUAAACUCGAUAUUUAUCUAUUCGCCUAUAUUGUCAAUAAUAAUAUACUGCUACUAUGCAAAAGCUUAUCACCUCGGC